Messenger RNA from Enterobius vermicularis (human pinworm), 1125 nucleotides. Lineage: Eukaryota; Metazoa; Nematoda; Chromadorea; Rhabditida; Oxyuridae. The record is from the annotation of a GenBank genome assembly.
AUGAGAUCAACCAUUUUUUCUUUAGUACUUUUUUUUUUCAUUACAGUCGUAAAUCUCAAUUUACUGCUUCUGUUCAAGGUUUCCACACUGUCUAAGAAAGUUAAUGAUAUGGAAGAAGAGCGACUGACGUCGUCUGAAGAGCGGUCACGUCUAAAAACUGAAAAUGCAGUCCUUAUGGAACGUGUACAUAUUCUUGAAGAACAGCUACAGGCUGCUGAACAGAGAUGGAAGGAGAAGUUGUCGGAAGAGAGGACACGAAAUCGAGAUAUUAUUUCAAGGAUGGAACGUGAGAAACAGUUAGAAAUAGAAAGCUGUACUUUAAAAUAUCAGGUUCUUGAAAAAGAUUUUGUGGGCCUUCGAAGAGAAAAAGAGAAACUUCGGGAUGAAGUUUCGGACUUACAAAGAGAUUUGUCGGAAACUAAGGACAAGUUAACCGAUGCAAAUCUUCUUUGUGAGAAUUUAGAGGAAGAUCGUAUGAAACUGGAACGAGAAUACAAAAAGUUUCGUGAAGAAGCACAACAGGAUAUUGAUAGCAGUUCAGAAUUGGUCGAAGAAUUGUCUCGCCAAACUGAUGAACUUAGACGUCAGAAACAAGCUCCACUACCAAGGCAAGGAUCUUUAACAGAUCAGAUCCAUUACUUGGAAGGUGAAAUUGAACGUUUACGAGUGGAAAACAGGGAUAUGAGAAAGGAAAACGAAGAUCUACAGGCACAGCUUCUACAUGAUUCCGUAGAACGAGGGCAAAACCUGCUCGCCGACGGAGUACCAUCACUUGCCGAAGAAUUGAACGGCAAAGAUUCAACUGAGCUGAUGAAUGCCUUGAAAGAGCAAGAAAUAUGUAAUCAGAAAUUGAGGGUAUAUAUAAAUGGAAUAUUAAUGCGGGUUAUUGAACUUCAUCCAGAAAUAUUGGAAAUAAAAGAUUCACAAGAUUCAGGAUCGCAUAAUACAUCAGCAGUAUCGGUACCCGCUUCACCCAAACAAAAUGUUGGUUCUUCAAGCGGAUGCUCCAGUUUAAACAAUCAAUCUUGCGAUGAAUCUAGUCCCACCUUAAGUAGCAGACUUUAUGCACUGCUACCGACAAAUUCUUGGAGCAUAUUCAGGCGAGCGUCUAGAGAAUCCUCAUAA